Molecule: messenger RNA, 4947 nt
Organism: Marasmius oreades (fairy-ring Marasmius)
Lineage: Eukaryota; Fungi; Basidiomycota; Agaricomycetes; Agaricales; Marasmiaceae
Exons: 5
Coding region: 47-4465 (1472 amino acids)
Source: RefSeq, a predicted model, not a curated record
UGGGUGCUUCAAAGGCCGUUGCAACCUUUCUCGAAUCCCACAUGCCAUGCUGCUCGACCUCCCGAGCCCUGUCCUCGUCGUUGCCCCCGAUGUGCUACGGCAUUUAGAAGGCGACCAGGCUCUAUCUGCGCUUUGGUUCUUAUUCUCCAAGUGCAAGAGUUCUGUGCGAGACGGACAACGCCUGGAAAACAUUAGCUGGCGUUUAUGGUACAGGGAAAUGGCGGCGAACCAUUCGUAUAGGCCGUUGACGCCAAAUUCGCCAGCAUUCGAGUUAGCCGAUGUGCCGUUUGUGUUGUCCGGAGAACAAUCGAGAAGGCAACCGAUAGGGAAAGUCCUACACGAAAUGCUUCUUGACACUCCUUCGAAGACAAUCCAACUUCAACUCCUCUCAGAGAAGGAGAAGAAAGGUUUUCAGCCGCUACAGAAGCCACCACCAGAGCUAACCAGAUCGGUCACUCUACUCCCAACACCUGACGAUGAAAUUCUUUCGAUAUCAUUUAUUCCUCAGGACCAACCUCAGCACACUAGGACCGUUAGUUCGACCAGCCCUUCCCCUUCUCCUUCACGUGGCGGCGGCGUUGCUACAAUCAACUUCACUUCUGCACCAGCGAGCGGAAUGACACUCUUUCCUCGCGUCGUAGUCGUCAAUCCGACUCCGAAUCCGACGCCUCAUCCCACACCGCCCGCUACCCCCACACCAGUCAUGUCGGUUCGGUUGCCAGUGGCCGUUUCUCUUUCCACGCCCACCUCAACGACCCACACCGUGCCCGGCAAAUUCUCGUCGUCGGUGCAAUAUCUACAUUCAAGCACGAACCCUGAAUCGAGCUCUGAUAACUCCGCCCUAUUCCUCCAUCCACUUUCGCGGUGCAGUACCCAACCCCCGUCGACAUCGGUGCAGGGAACCUCCAAACAGUCAGCAUCAACGCGGCCUUCAGAUCUAGGUACAGGAACAUCUUCGGCGUCAAUACCGAGGAUUAGCAAAGCUCAAACAGUCGUAUCUCCAUCCCCAGCCAAAACGCCGAGCCCAAAUAACCCUCAUAAUCCAGUCGCUGUCCUGUCCCCACAACUCCCGCCCUCCCCAGAUCUUUCCUCCAGCUCCGCUUGUUCAUGGAGUGAGUCAAGGACGACAGGUAAUACGGAGCAUUCCAUUUCUGGCAUCACGGCUACUGUCACCACCGGUAAUGUCAACUGCAGGAGUAACAGGUGCAAUAAUGAGGUUAUUACGGCCAGCCAUCAUCCCCCUAAUACCGGAAGCACUAUUUUGCCUUCUUCCUCUUCUGGUAGCUCUUCCUCAUAUCGAAGUUCCGGUGGACAGGCCGUUCUACUCCCAUCAGUAACGCAAUCAGACGCCGCUGCAUCUGUCUCGGCGCGCAAGUUCUACCUUAGUUCGACCACAACUACGCCCAGUCCCGCGAGCGGUAGUUCAUUUGAACGAAGGAGCGACGUAUCGCAGAUGUCAGUUUCUCCUAUCAAUGAAGAGGAAGGUUCGCAAGAGCGACGAGUACCCCAAUCGUCGAAACCUCGGGAGACAUCACAUCCUAACCCAAACAUAGCUGGUCCGAUAAUAGAGACAGCACUCUCUCAACCUCCUCUUCCACGGACUUCACCGUCUGACUCCUCGGGCUCUUUACCUUUACGAAGCACUAAACGCGCAUCACCCGACUCGCUUCCUUCACAAUCUCAUCACGUGGCACAUCCAAAGCCCAGUACAUCUCAGGCAAACACCUCCCGCCGAACUAGUGGAAACAAAUAUGUUCAUAGUCGUUGUACAAGUGAGAGUAGUCAAAGUCGGAGUCGGAGUCGAAGCAGACACAGGGUCGCUGACGCCUUGACGAUGACGUCUACCAACGUUACUCCUGGAAAGGUCAAUGAUCUCGGAGGCGCAAAACCGAGGCCAAGACGAAAGGGUAGUGGAGAUGGAGGAGGCCCCAAAGUAGGGGGAGAUAGAGGAAGGUUUGCACGGUCGCAAGGAUACGGGAUAUACCAGCCUCACUCGCAAAAUCCCACCAGUCAAACACAGGUUUCAAAGCCUCAGCAAAACUCGCCGACCACGGUGCGUCCUCGGGGUGCUCAACAGCAAAGUAAGAAGUUUUGUGUUGGGAAUGAGGAGGAUGACGAGGACUGGGAAGAUGAUGAUGAAUGUUCGUCGAUGUCGAGGUCAACGUCUUUAUCCCACUCGAGGUCGAGGUCGAGGUCUACACGUAGUCGCUCACCCCGGACUGUGUCUAGUGGUGUACAACAAGCACAAUCAAGACAGCCACCUUCUCCCCUUGCACAGCCAUCCUCUGGCGUUACCCCUCAGACGAACGGAAAAGAUAGUCGGAGCCCGGAGAGUCAGAAAGCGGUAUCUCAUGAUCAGGAACGACCUCAAAAGCAGCUCGGCACUGUACUUGGGCUUAACGGCAGGCAGGUCGUUGUUAUGGCUACAGAUGACGAUGACGAUGACGAUUAUGACGAUGACGACGAUGAUGAUUGGGAGGAAGAAGAGGAAGAAGAGGAAGAAGAUGGCAAAGCGAACAUGAAGCAGAAUGUACCUCCAAAGUCUGCGGAAAAACAAGUAGAGCGGAAAGAAGAGAAAGUGUUGGAUGGGGAUGAUGGGGAUUGGACUUCUGCGUCAGACGAUGAUGGAGGUGCAGUGGAUGUCGAGACCACUGUAACGGCCAACGCUGCGGCUGGUACGGGUACCGCCGAUUCGUCUCGAGCGUCAGCAGGAACGGCAACACAUGCCACCCCCGUCUACACGAACAGAAGUAGUUUGCAAGGGAAUGGUAAAGGGAAACGAAGCCAGCAACCUCCCCCAUUGACCCAGCAACAACCACAGCAGCAGCGCGACGAGAACAAGCCUCAACAUUAUCCAAACCCACCUGCACCCCAACCCCUUCAGAGAGCAUAUUCAUCGAGACAUGUAGGUAGUACAGGUGGCUUGCUACAGCCACAGCCACCACCACCACCUGUUAAACGAACACAUUCACAACAGGCUCAACAACAACGUCAAGUUCCACCCAACCAUCGCCAUCCCCAACAUCACCACCGUCCACAGCGACAUCCAGGCGUGGACAUAUCGCAAGCUGCCCUUGAAGUUCAAAGACAACUCGACUUUUUCGAGAAGAAACCACGGCCUACAUGGUCUGACCUACCGAGGACGGGUUCCGGGCUUCUAAGUCAGUUAAUGAACCCGGACCCCGAUAUCUUCCCUGUAGAUCAUCCAUAUAGGUUCAGGUACUCGAGUGGGGAUGUUGGGAUGCCGAAGGGUGUCACGAGGUUGGGAGUUGCGCCAUUGACGCCUACUGGGGACGGGAGGCCGCCGUUCCACCAAGCACCGCAGCAGAAGAAGAGUGGUAUAUCAUCUGGAGCGCCGCCCCAACCUCCCCCUACUCCUACAACCAAAAGCUCAUCACCGAAGGUGAACCGUACUAUUGGUCGACCGAUGGCUCCUGGAUUGAAGAUGAGCAAGAGUGCUGUCGCAUUACCUGUCGCCGAUGCUGUUACUGCAGCCAGUGUGAAGGACGCUGGGCCGGUGAAUCCCUUGAAGAAGAAGAAUGGGUCCAUGACCGCAAAUCCUUCGGUCAAUGGUGGCUAUCGUCCAAAGGGAAAGCCUCAGGAUGAAGUACUGGAGGAUGAUACGGAUGUUGAUCAGCCCGCGGAGAUUUCGAGCGUUGCGCAACGGAAGCUGGCUGUGCUUGCGGGAAGGAGGGAUGCAGUGAAACAUCAGCAAUCCCAAUCGCAAGUAAAAAGCAGUUCCUCUCGCAUACUACCCGAUUUCUCCUCUCGUACUGCGACGGGUACACGUGUAGACUCGGCGAAUCCGAAUCCUAUCCAGAUUCAGCGCACGCAGUCCCAGUAUGUACCUGGUGCGACAGCCAUGGCGGCAGCACCGCUUCCGCUUGGAUAUCCAUACAACUUACCUCCAGCCGAGCCACCCUCAUCACCGAGGACAACGAGGCAGUUGAUGUUGAGGAAGGAAAUGUCGGAGAGUGUGAGAUGUAAUUUGUUUUGGUCGAGGCAGUUGAGUCGGGCGGAAACAUCGGGACCUCGAAGACGCUCGAGUCAAGAUGCGGCUGGGAAUGGUCAAGGUGAAGCUGGCGUUAUCGUUGGCGAGAACAACGGUGUCGGUGAUCCUCUUCCUCCUCCCCCUGCUCCUCCACCGACGAAUGUCAGCGCUGUACCGAAUCUGGUACAUUUGAGCCUGAAGAAAAAACCUGGACGUGGCGCUUUGGUUGAUGCCACUGGUAACGGCGAGCCUAGUGUUCAGGAAAUAGGAUGGGUUGGGGAUAGGCCACCGAACCCGAGACGACGAAGUUCAGCUGCUGUGUCUGGCGUCAGUCAGAUUCCGAACGGUGGCGAUCAGGACUUUGGUGAUGUCGACGGGCAGAUUCAUGUUGGAGGUGGUGGGAAUCUUAUCACCCGCACAAGGAGUUGGGCAGGUUUGGGUGGGGGGACUGGGGGAAUGACGCGAAUGUUUUGAGGUCGUCGUCACUUGUCCCCCCCCCCCCCUUUCACGCGACGUCAAUUGUUGACGUUUUUGGUCUUGAACAUGGGCGUUGUACUCAUUAUCGCGCAUUCUUUUUCUUUCUUUCUUUCCUUAUGGGUUCCGUUUAAUCGUUCCUUUCUUCUCUCAUCUUAUUGGCUAUUUUGGGCUUAUCUGCAUCAUCGUUCAAUUGUACUUUAUUCAUGAUCAUUGCAAAACAUAACCAUCACCAUAUCGCGCUCUUGCUAUAGUAGCUAUUCAGUCGUUUCUCUAUUUAACUCUACCCUACAUUUGUUUGUAGUAACUGACUUAUUCCUUGCCCCUUCAUAGCCUCUGCUCUUUGGGUUUUUUGUGCAUAGUUAUUCAAUUCCGAACUGUCAAUCUGUAACAAUAAUAAUAAUACACAAAUCGUUCUAGUCCAUUUUUCCAGCUCAGCCCGCUCUAGAUUUCGUUUCUAAAGGUUAGAUUCAGCAACGAUU